UCCCUGGUCUUAUGGUCCUGUUCUGAGCGCAGUCUGCUCUCGGUCUCCACGGACGCUCCUCUGUCUGGAUAUCGUAGCGCGUCUCUAUUUUUUUUGUUAUUCCUCCUUUGGAUUAUAUUCAUCUGAUGGUUUUCAACUCCAACUCGAUGCAUAGAAAUGGGUAAACUGCACUCGAAACAUGCUGCUAUUUGUAAACCGCGGGAGAGUCCAGAAGGCGACAGUUUUGUAGUGAAUGCCUGUUUGGCGAGGAAGGGAAUCGAUGACUGGCUCGUGAAGCAGAAAUACUACUGCACGAGCUCGCGCCUCGAGCAACAGGACUGUCACCACAAGAAUAACUGCGGGUUAACUGCACGGGACUCCAUGGAUGAAGCAUGUGCUGAGGGGAUUGGUAAUGAACACUAUCGUUUAGAAGUGGCUUUACCCCCGGAGAAGACAGACAGCUGCUGUGUGGAGGAGAAGAUGCAGGAGAGGGACAGCCAAUCUCCCGCAGGGCCUCAGAAACAGCUCCAGUUUGAAGAGUUGGAGUGCGCUGUGUCGGUGGAGGAGGAUAACAGGCAGGAGUGGACCUUCACCCUCUACGACUUUGACAACAGCGGCAAAGUUACGCGAGAGGAUAUCACCAGCCUGCUGCACACCAUCUACGAGGUUGUCGACGCUUCAGUCAACCAUUCUCCUGGCAGCAGCAAGACAUUACGUGUCAAGCUCUCUGUGGCUCCUGACUCCAGCCAGCGGUGGAGGAGCUGCACGCAGGGUGCCACAGACUUACCCCACCCAAGAGAGAAAAAUGACAAGUGCAUUGAAGACCCCAAGAGUGCAGAGAAGAAGUCUCGAGCACUCCUAAGGCGCCACCACAGUGACCACCACACCCAGCCUGGCUGCCAGCGCCACUGUGUGGAUGAGAACCUGGAACGCAGGAACCACUACUUGGACCUGGCAGGCAUCGAAAACUACACGUCCCGCUUCGGAGCCGCCCCUGCUGCAGAGAUGACUAAAGCAGAGCCUCAGGCCAGGUCAUCUAACCAGACUCGUUCUCGCUCCCAUGAACCAGAAAAUGGUCACUCCCAUCCCCAUCACCGCCGCUUACAGACUGUUGUGGACACCGUUGCUCCAGACAACCUCCACUCUGCCCGGCUGCGAGGCCAAGACUCAGGGAAACAUGCCCUCCGUUCUCCAAAGACACACAGCCGUACACCUCCUGCGCAGAUCAAUGGCAGAGUGAUGAGGAGCCGAGGUAUUCCCCCUCCUCCAGCUCUACCCAGUCAGACUCCUCCUCAUCAGUCUACAGCUCCGUACCGCAAACACAAGCAACGGUCCAAAGAGAGCCAGGGCUACCGAGCCUUAGGCCCUCUACCAGCACCUGGGCCAGUGGUGGAGAAAGAGCAGGUGAGGGACCUACCUAGCGUCCUGCUCUAUGAGGGGGGUCUGGCGCAAGUUGUGCAGCGGCAUGAGCAUCACCAUCACCAUGAACACCAUCACCACUACCACCAUUUUUACCAGUCCUGAAUUUCCAUCUUGCCUGGAACAGCUCAGCACUCCUGUAAGGCCACAAAACCCAUCCCGGUCAGCAGACACAGAGUGCAGGCUGCUCCCUCCUUAAACUCUGGGCAGUUACCCAUGUAGUGGCAUGCUGAUAGACAUUGAGGUGGAGAGGAGGAUCAUGGGACGGGUGCACAUACUGACAUGUUGUUAAUCAGUAUUAUUAAAGAGGUUGCCAAACAUAGAGAAGGUUGGGUAUGCAGCAGGAGACCACAGUACAGUAAUAUAAGACUAAGGAGCUUGAGGGUGGGGGGUUGAGAGGAAGCAAAGAGGAGCUGCUCACUUGUUCCUCUCGCCCUGGUUCUCUGAUCCUCUACUGGAUGAACUGUACAACUCCAAACCAGCACCACAAUCCUUCCAGACCACUAAGCCAAAAGGUUUUCAAGGAAAAGAGGGACAAGAGGAAGAGUGACAUUAAGAUGAAAACAUAUGAAGGAAUUUAAGUGAUUGCAGAGCAGGGUGCAGUGUGUGUGUGUGUGUGAGAGCGGAAUUUUGUGUGAAUGCAUGGGUAAACAAGGGUCUGCGUGUGCGUGUCUGAGUGUCAACACCGCUGUCUGCUGAAAACCACUUGAAGUGCACUCGUUUGUGUGUGAGUAUUUAAUGUAGGCUGUAGAGACGAUUAUGAAGAUUCUGAUUUAAGCAUACAACGCCCCGUCAGCAAAAAUGGGAAGGAAAAUGUUGAAAUGUUCUAAAGUGAAAAAGAAGAGCGAUCCUAAAUCCGCUGCUACCUCUAAUUUUAUCCUAAUUGUUGUUGUAAAGGUGACUUUGACUAAGUAUUCAGAGGUUAUUUUCAAUGUACUUUUGUCACAAUCUGCAGUACUGAAAUGUUGAAUAGCUCCUUACAUUUAUUAACUAACAUUUGCUGUACAUAAAGUAAAUAUUGCUGUCAAUUUUAUAAGCUUAAUUGAUAAUGUGAUAUCUUUGUAUUCACUAUCUGAAGCUCUGUGUUUUCCUUCACAACUGCAUUUUUAUUAAGACCACUAGCAGCCUCAUUGUUUUUUUUUUUAUCAAACUCUGUUAGUGAUCCAGUGUCACACACUCCUUCACACUGACUUUCAACUCUCACCCAAAUGUAACCUGUAAUCAUGGCAAGUGACUAAAAUCCCAACCCUCAACAGUGCUGUUCAGAAGCUCUAACUCAUGACACAAGCAAAGCUGAGUUGCCAGUGUUUUUAAAAUGUUAUGUUAUUUUAUGUUAUGUCCUGUGAUUUUUUUCAGACAGCAGUUAGCUUUUAGAAUACAUCUGGUCUAAAGAUCUCGAUGCGCUCCAAGAAGCUUUUUCUUUAUUUAAAUAUUUAAAAUGUUAGAGAUAAAUCACAUAGCUUUAGUGGCAUGUUUGCAUAAAUUGAAACCUUGUUACCAGCACAAGGUGGGUGCGUUCAUUCAUCACUGUGCAGCGUGGCCUUUAACAAGACUUAUUUACAGUUUAUUAUUUAUGCAGCAAAAAUGCUUUGCUGAGCAUGCAUGCAAUAUUUCCGAAGUGUUGUGUUUCGGCUAUUAGCAGAUACAGAUAUUCACACUCCCAGAAUUUGUUCACAGUUUUGCGCACUCUGGUUUUCUGUUUCCAAGUCUAGUUCUUUCCCCAAUUGGUAGCAGCUUUGUCAUCCUUGCCCAGGAUCGCACGGCUUCUCCCUCUGUUUCCAUGGCAUCUUCCUGUCCCUCAGCUGUCAGCAGGUCUUUCACCGUGCCGCCAUGUGGCCUCAGCGCUCAGCCAACAAGGCUCUGUUUGUGGUGCUCUUUCAGCUGUCUCAUUCCUCUAGUGCUGGAUGACAUGGGGCCCUGCAGUCUCCACUGCAGCCAUAAUUCACCGCUCACUGCUGCUGUCCUGCCAGCACCGGGGACUGUCUAUUCAUAUUGUCCCCUGAUGCCCGAGGGGACUAGCAUCACCAUACCUGUGCCAUCUCAGCUCUGACAGAAGCAGUAACCUACUAGCUGCUGAUAUGAGGGUGUUGAUUUCCUUAAU
Messenger RNA from Neolamprologus brichardi, 3499 nucleotides. It is a transcript of the gene nkd1, whose product is annotated as NKD inhibitor of WNT signaling pathway 1. The record is from RefSeq and is a predicted model, not a curated record. Gene Ontology annotation, biological process: negative regulation of Wnt signaling pathway. NCBI's taxonomy places the organism in Eukaryota, Metazoa, Chordata, Actinopteri, Cichliformes, Cichlidae. Gene Ontology annotation, cellular component: cytoplasm. Gene Ontology annotation, molecular function: calcium ion binding.